CAAAGACAAUUGUGUGUAUUUAAACCGGUUAAUUGGCUGCCCCAAUCGGUUUCGAUAACAGUCACCUACGUGUACUUUAGAUAAUUGAAGCCUUAAUUGAAGCUGAUGAAAGAGAUCGCCUUGUGCGUAACUCAAUCAUUCGCAUAGUGAACAAAGUACGCACAAGAACAGUAACAAGAUGUCAACGCCCCAGCAGCAAUUGGACUUCAUUGAGCGCCAUCUCGUCUACGAUAUCUCCAAAUACUUUGGCAAGGAUACCACUUUGAUCGCCCAUCGCGUUCAAUGCUCCACCGGUCUCGAUGGCUUCAUGUCAGCGGUUUACACCGUCGAACUCGAUCUGCAGAUCGACGACAGUCGCGUGAAGCAAGAGCUUGUCCUUGUCAAGUUCAUGAAGGGUGAAAAGACGUUCCGUGAGUCGAGCAAGGCGUACGUUCAGUUCGCCAACGAGAUCUUCCUCUAUGCCGAGAUCCUGCCCGCCUACGAGCAACUGUUGCGCAGCAGCCAUCUCAACACAACGCUGGUGGAGGAGUUUGUGCCGCGCAAUUAUCGCGCCCAGUUUGGCAUCAUUGAGGGCUUGAGCGAGGAGCGUGAGGCUGUGUUGGCAUUGCAGCAUCUGAAGCCCGCUGGCUAUGCACUUGGUCCGCGUCUGACGCUACGCCACGAUCAGUUGGACGCCAUGUUCGGUGUCCUGGGUCCUUAUCAUGCGCUCGGCUAUGCGAUACGCAUCCUGCAACCGCAGGUGCAUCAACGCCUGCGUGCCGGAGUGGUUGAUUUGUCGUUUGUGUCCAAGCCGGACGAAGCGAAUCUCUUCGCAGUUCUUUAUCGUGCGGCAUUUGAUCGCUUUUAUGGCUUCUACGAUCGUUGCCGGGAGGAACUGCUGCAGUCGGACGGGGAGAAUGAUGUGAAAUUCGCCGCAAAGCUGGAACAGCUGCGCUCAAGAUACUUUGAGCAGCCAACUGAGAUUUUGGAGCACAUUCGCACUGAUUCUCAGUCGAGCAAUUUUAGCACAUUCUUGCAUGGCGAUUUCAAUCGCAAUAAUGUUCUGUUCCGCGAGGAUGAAGGCGGCAAGGUUGACAACAUCAAGAUGAUCGAUUUCCAGGAGUUGCGCUACAGCACAACGGCCAUUGAUUUGAGCUUUACGUUGUACAUGAAUACGCCACCGGAGGAGCGUGAAACGAUCUUUCCGCAUCUUUUGCGUUUGUAUCACAAGAAGAUGCACGAAACGCUGGAGUUGGUGUUGCAGCGCAACAAGGAUUCGCUUAGCGAGGAGCAGCUUGAGCAGCUGCUCAACGAUUACAGCUUUGAACACUUUGAAGCGCAUUUCAAACGAUAUGCGUUCUAUGGCGUCAUGAUCUGUUUGCACUUUUUGCCUUGGUUGUUGGGCAACGAGGCCGAUUGCGAUCGUCUCUCGAAGCUCUUUGAGACGGACAUGCAUGGGCCGGAGUUCCAUCAGCUGUCGAUCGAUAUAGCCGGUGACGAGGCCAAUCAUCGCAUGUUUGCCAUGGUGCGUCAUGCUUAUGAGCAGGGAUAUCUCGAUUGGAUUUAAUCUUAAUCUAAAAUCCGACGUGCCAAUAUUAUCAGAGACGUUUGAUUACCCCGACUGCCUUCAUUCCUAUAUUUUGUGGAAACUUAGAAACUUGUGAUGCAUCUAAUUACUAUUAUGAAGAAUGGCACAAUAUUGCAAUAUAUUUUAUAUACUAUUAUAAUCUAAAUGAAAUGUAAUUUCCUAUAUAUAUAUAUACAAUUGUUAAAGUCUAUAAAAAGCCGUCAGUAAUCUGUGGCAAUUUGUAAACAAUUA
This is a messenger RNA of Drosophila albomicans, 1798 nucleotides long. RefSeq lists its product as uncharacterized. The coding region runs from base 179 to 1546 and encodes 455 amino acids. NCBI's taxonomy places the organism in Eukaryota, Metazoa, Arthropoda, Insecta, Diptera, Drosophilidae. The transcript has 3 exons. The record is from RefSeq and is a predicted model, not a curated record.